AUGUCGGCCCCGAGUCAAUCCAAGAUGCUGGUUGUGCCGCCGGCGCUGAACCUGCGCCGAGCUGGCUCUUACAACGCUCAGGAUCGUGGGCCUCUUUCUUCUACCACUUCAAGAUUCAGCUUCAACCACCUUCUCUUCUCUCCGCCACCUUCGCCAGCUCUUCCUGCGCUUGUGCCUCGACCCCCGAAGAGGACUUCGAGCCAGAUCCUGGUGACUCGGCCGAGCCGAGUGUUUCGACGACUCUUCCUCCUCGGAGCGCUGCUUUCGAUUAUCUACGUCAUGGGACUGGCCUUCCAGAACCCCGAUGUCAUUCCCGCCGCCGUUUGGCCUUACUUUGGCCAGGAGGAGUUUGAAAUGGUUGGACAAUACGAUCUGCCCGACUUCCCAACUCCUAUCCUCAUCAGUGACAACAAGGGCCGCUCCAAGUGGACUAUUUCUAUUCCUCCAAAGCAUGAUUUCCCCCUGACCAUGGAACAAUACGCCGAGAUGGGUAGCCAGUGCAGAGAAGUGUCUUCGCGAGCCCGAGACCUCCACCGUAAGGCUCCUAUAACCGAGCAGGAGAUCGUGAACUAUGAUGCCCGAGACGACUACUUUGUCGACAUUUACGAGGCUGAGAGGUCCGGUCUGUUGCCACCCGGCAAGGGAAUGCGGACCAGGGGCAAGGGCAAGUUCGUUGGGUUGGAUAAGAAGCACAUGAAGUAUAAGCCUGUUUGUGAGAGCUCCAUGACUUUUGUACUUGAGACUUCCGAUGCCGGUCUUGGGAACACGCUCAUGAUGCUGUGGACUUUCUACGGACUCGCCAAGCAGCAAGGCCGAGACUUUUUCAUCGUCGACUCCCGCUGGGCUUAUGGUCCCUACACUGAGAUCUUUGAUGCCCCUCCUGUUCCCGAUUGCCGACCGCCUCCACGACACCACAUGGUUCCUUGCCCCUUCCAGGCCCGUCACCUAGUCGUCUCGGCGGCUACAGCAAGGGAAGUCUUCCCCGCGCUGUUGGCCAAGCACCACCGUAUUGCCGGCACCGACAACCCCGUCAAGGACCUCUUCCAACUGGCACGCACUGGAUUCGAGGAUCUUUUCUCCUUGAGCGAGGAUGACCAGGCUUAUGUCGAUAACCGUAUAGUUGGUCUUCAGGCCAAGGCCAAGAUGGGAGACACACUCACCACUCGUGCACCCAUUGUCGGUCUUCACAUUCGCCAUGGUGACCAGCAUCCGCUCGAGUUUCAGUAUCGCGACAACUACAUCCCAGCCGAAGUUUUCCUCAAGCAGGUGGAACAGUUUGUGGACGAACACUACAACGCAUCCGAACUCGAGGAUCCCAAGCAGCGUCACUACAUCACCCUUCUUGCUUCUGACGACCCAACAGUGCGGGAAGAGCCCCAGUUUUCAAACGUCAUCCUCUCUCAGGACCGAAUCCGCCUGGCCUCGAAGGGAGCCAUCGACCAGGCGCACGGCAGCUCGGAGCUGCUCCACAACUUUGUUGAAAAGACGUUUGGCUGGGAGGGCGGAUUCUUUGCCGCCAUGUUCUGGAACCUGGGCGUUGACAGCAAGAACAAUGCUGCCGAAGCCCCUGCUGGAGUCAACGUUCAGGGCGUGAACGAAGAAGCCAGACACAUGGCGCCACCAUCAGAGGAAACGCUGAGAUUGCGAAGCCUCAUUGGGCGUGCGUACAUGAUGGACCUUGCUGUGCUCUCCGAGUCCAGCGACAAGAUUGUGUGCGCAGUGAGUGCCAUGGGAUGCCGCCUGCUGGCCGUCAUGAUGGGAUGGGAGGACGGCAUGGAGAAGGGUGGCUGGAAGAACGUGGAUGGAUCGUAUGGGUGGACUGGCAUUGACUGGUGA
Molecule: messenger RNA, 1836 nt
Organism: Fusarium keratoplasticum
Lineage: Eukaryota; Fungi; Ascomycota; Sordariomycetes; Hypocreales; Nectriaceae
Exons: 1
Coding region: 1-1836 (611 amino acids)
Biological process (GO): protein N-linked glycosylation
Molecular function (GO): alpha-(1->6)-fucosyltransferase activity
Source: RefSeq, a predicted model, not a curated record